This is a messenger RNA of Amborella trichopoda, 624 nucleotides long. RefSeq lists its product as uncharacterized. The record is from RefSeq and is a predicted model, not a curated record. NCBI's taxonomy places the organism in Eukaryota, Viridiplantae, Streptophyta, Magnoliopsida, Amborellales, Amborellaceae.
AUGUCUAAGAUUGAUUGUUUUUUGCUUUCAAUGGAAUGGCUUGAGGAGUUCCCACUUACAACUGUCAAGACGAUACAGAGGUUGAGUUCUGAUCAUCAACCUAUUCUUUUAAGUACGUCUACAACGAAUGGUAGCUCAAAACCAUUCAGAUUGAAUUUGGAGUGGCUGCAGCUGGACGAGGUUAGGGAUUUGAUUAAAGGAGUCUGGACUAACUGUGUGGUUGAAGGCACGAUGGACUUCCAAUUACACAAUAGGCUGCUUAUUAUAAAGCGCAAAUUGAUUGAUUGGAAGAAAGAAAAUAAUUUCGAUGUCCAAAGAAAUUUAGACAAAGUAUUACAUGAUUUAGAGAAUCUAGAUCAGAAUAUCCAAGAUAGUGGAUUGGUCUCUGAGCACUUUUUUGUGGAUAGGAGUGAGAAAUUGAAGGAGUUAGGUGAUUUAAGAAGAGCUGAAGAGAUUUAUUGGAGGCAAAGGUCGCGAUUCAAAUGGCUUAAGGAAGGGGAUCUCAACACAAAAUACUUUCAUGUAAUUGCUAGUGCAAGAAGACGGCAGAAUGAUCUUUCGGGAUUGACUUUUCCUGGGGUCGAUCCCGAUGAUGAGCAGGCUAUUAAGUUAAGCAAUGAUUAA